This is a messenger RNA of Drosophila virilis, 566 nucleotides long. RefSeq lists its product as uncharacterized. The record is from RefSeq and is a predicted model, not a curated record. Lineage: Eukaryota; Metazoa; Arthropoda; Insecta; Diptera; Drosophilidae.
GCAUGCUGGUAUUUAAAGAUCAUUUUUAUUUUGCUUUCUGUUUAAAAUUAUGCAAACUUCGUUGCUUUUUAAAUGGCUUUUAUACCUUUCUAUAUGUUAUUAUACAGACAUGUCAUGCCACAUCGAACAGUUGCAAGUGGUCAGUCAAAUAAUGUAUGCGUCUUAUGCGAUGAAUAUGUUUAUAAAAAUUGUAUAGUGGCCAGGACUGGAAUGGCUGCCCAUUCGUCCACUGCUUGGGAUAUGGUUAAGGUUGAAAGACUCACAGUUGGCGAACAGCAUGAAAGUCAAUUUAACAAAUGCGUUAAGGGCUAUAAAAUAACCGAUGAUUUAAAUAAAUUUGUUUGCUUUUGGUCUGCCGAACUGGGCUGCCAAGCAAUCGCAAAUAGUACACAAUUGAGCAAUACAGAAUCAAUUUGCAAGGCGUGUGCCAAGCACUGCGGCUGCGAGCUGUCCAGUUCAGCCUUACCUGGCAUCGAUGCUGUGCUAAUAUUAACCAUAUGCCUUGACCUGAUCAUUAUAACUUUGUCGUAACUUAAUUAAAAAUAUAUGAGAAAUACAAAAAGUUA